This is a messenger RNA of Ceratina calcarata, 3959 nucleotides long. RefSeq names its product mitochondrial calcium uniporter (gene MCU). Gene Ontology annotation, cellular component: uniplex complex. Gene Ontology annotation, biological process: mitochondrial calcium ion homeostasis; calcium import into the mitochondrion. Gene Ontology annotation, molecular function: uniporter activity; calcium channel activity. The transcript is spliced from 7 exons. Lineage: Eukaryota; Metazoa; Arthropoda; Insecta; Hymenoptera; Apidae. The coding region runs from base 132 to 1448 and encodes 438 amino acids. The record is from RefSeq and is a predicted model, not a curated record.
UUCGUCGUUGACGUAGUAGGUAGUCGCUUCAGUCCGGCCGCUCCGCCUGUGUUUGGUGUUAAGUGGCUCGCGAACACGCUCCGAAAGUGAUCGUACUACGUGUGCUCCGUUUCUGACGGGGAAACGCCAGAAUGGCCACAGUAUGCUGCCGCGCUCUCUACGUCGUCAAAUGGUACGAGGUGUCCCGCGUGCUGAGUGUUUCCUCCACCCUCACAACGAAAAACUACCGGAACGAAACAUGGUGCAAGAGGUGGUGGCACAUGUCUCAAAGAAACUUAUCCCUGACGACGAGCUUCCUUGCUCCGAGCUUGAGUCCUAUUCUGGCGAUGGGAAUGGAGGAUCCGAAAGCGAAAGAAAAGAAGACGAGAUUAACGAAAGACGAUAAGGCUGAGAAGAGCGCGGUUCCCGAAUGCGCCGAGGGUGCUGCAGAUGUGACCGUGAUAUAUCAUCGAGGAUUACCGAGGAUCACGGUACCCUUGCCAUCGAGAAGAGAGCACUGCGUGUUUACCCUGAAACCAAUCACCCACACGGUCGGCGAUUUCCUUCACAUGCUGAAGAGAGAAGACCGUGGCAUCGAUAGAGCCUCGGUGACAACCGUCGAUGGAAUCAGGAUAGGUUCGAAUAACACGAUAGAAUCAUUGAUGGAGGACGAUUUUCGAUUGAUCAUAAACGACAUGGAGUAUCUUGUCGCGCCACCGUUACAUCACGAACAACCAAUGGAGAAUAUUCAGAAGUUAUCAGACGUCCAGACUUUAGUUUGCCAACUAUACGAAGCAUUUCACGUUCGAGAGCGAUACGCUGACAUGGAAAAACAAGUGUUGGCCGAGCUGGAGACCGUCAGAUUAGAACUAGAGCCUCUGGAACAGAAGCUGCAAGAAUUGGAGAACACCGCGAUUAGGAGGGCGGAAAUUUUCAUCUGGGUAUGUCUCGUUCUGAUGUCGGUUCAGUUUAGCGGUUUGGCCAGGCUAACCUGGUGGGAAUACUCCUGGGACAUAAUGGAACCAGUUACGUAUUUCGUGACUUAUGGCACCACAAUGGCCUGGUUCAUCUACUUCGUCGUAACGAAAGAGGAAUACAUGCUACCAGACGUGCUGAGUAGACGACAACUAAUCACGCUUCACAAAAGGGCGAAGAAAAUGGGUAUCGAUCUGAAUCAAUACAACCUCUUGAAGGACCGUGCAUAUGAGCUGGAAACCACCCUAAAAAUCAUCCGCGGACCCUUGUACGAACAUCAGAAGAAAAUGGAGCAGAAGAAGAGGGAGAAGUCGAAGUCGAGCUCGAGCUCAAGUAGUUCAAGAUCGCCGAGUUCCUCACCUAGCCCUAGUCCCAGUCCCGAAAGAACUCUUCCCAAAAAGGGUAUCUUCGAACAGAAAGACCGGAAGAAACCGGCUCCUGAGGAGAACCGAUUCAGCUUGCUGUGGAUGGACAAAGACUCGAGGGGCUAUUGAUCCUAAAAAUAAUCACUGUUGGAAACUUUUAAAGGGAUUUCUUGAUGAGAAAAAAAGAACUGCACUCAGGACUUGUAACGCGAAGGGGGGAGAGUGAAGCUGUGAAUCCUCGACGGAGUCUUCCAAGUCGUAUGACGACGCUCCUAAUCAACGAGUACGUGUACAUUAUGCCUGCCCGAUGCUCAAUCUUGUUGACUUCGUUUGGAAGACGUCGAAGAAGAGAAGAGAUGUACAUAGGUAUUACACCAUUUUCUACGUAUGAUUAUAUCAUUGUCUACCCAAAGGAGAGAAGGAGAGAGAGAAAGAGGGAGAAAGAAAGUGUCGAAGGAUUGAGUCGAUGUCUGGGAUAACUAACCGGAGACAGGACAUUUAAUUAUCUCUCCCGACGGAGCAAGGUAAUCUUGUCUCUUUAUCUAACGAAGUUCCGGGAUACUAAAGAAAGGAUAAUUAAACGCUCUACUUCUAGUGAGUUAUCCUUACUCUUGCGUGUAUAUUGUACUGUUACACUUGUGAUAAGUUAAUAUUUUCUUAGUUAGAAUUCAAUUACCUCCGAAUUCGCACAAGUAGACGCGCGAUACAUUUUAAGACAAACGAACGCUCAAACAUUUUUAUUUAAAUAUUCACUUCUUCUCUCGUCGCGUGACAUUACUUCAUCUAAAUGACGAUAUUAGCAGUGUUGUUAAUGUAAAUACAUAGGUAUAUAAUUCCUUACUUUCUAUCGGAUCGAAAGAAAUUUUAUCAUACAGGACGUAAUAUAGUGUACUUAAGUUUUCAUUGACUGCUCUCAUACAUCGUUUCAAACGAUGAAAGACUCAAUACUAAUGCUGUUCAUGGAAUUGAUCAUUUUUAAUCAUUCAUUUUCGUAUACUCGUAUUUUAUUGAAAGACAAUUUUACAUGUUCAAUCGUUCUCAAGUGUUCUGUCAAAGAUUUUUAAACCGUUUCAAUCGCUUGUAAGAUUGCACGUUCGCUUAAAUGAAAUUUUAGCGUCCGACGACCACAAACUAUCCACUAAAUCUUUGCAAUACAAAAUUAAUGAAUUUCGUGCACCUGCCUAUAAGCACAAUGUAAAAAUUAAACUAAAGAGGUUCGCAUAUUACUAAUGUUACUAUGCUUUAGAUUAUCGUUCACGAAAGUAUCUUACCUAGGAUUAACAUAGAUUACUACUACUUCUAGAGUCUCUUUAAGAAACUUUCUCUUGCUUUCCUAAAAAUCCCUUAUCCGUCCGCUCGAAUAACUCAUCAUCCUAUUUAAUAAAAAUUUGAUUCGCAUUUUACAUUUACAACCAUUGUCACAUCGUUGAAUCUGUUCAAUCCAUUUUACGUUACAAAUAAUUAAUAGACAAUUUCGAGGUGUUAAAAGAAUUAACUAGUUAUAUGUUCAUUAUAUAAACUGGAAAAUGUAUGUCGACUAGUCAGCGACUAAACGUAGAGAAAACGCGUUUAUGAGAAAUACUAAUAAUUUACUAGGUCGCCAGCAAGUUAGAAUAAGACCAAUUUCAAAGCGUUAUUUUCCGGGCACAAGAGUAAUUGCAAAACGCAUAUUUCAUCCCGUUUAAAUACUGUUCGACAAUCGCUUCAGCGAAAGGAUCUAGUGCCAAUUGUUAUCUCUAUCAUUCGAGUUGAAAUCGUUGUAAAUUCGUUCGAGAUGGAAGGAUGUGUAAAGUGUCUCGAGGCAAGAUGAACCAUCGAGACACUCUGUACAUUUAAAACUGAUCGCUGCAGAGGGCUGUACGUGAUACUUGUAACUAUAAAUGUUAGCUUCCAGGAACGAAUUUCUUGUCCUCGCUAAAGCUAUUCCUUCUAACAUAUUUUUUACGAUCUUUAGGAAACGAUUUCGUAUACAAGUUUUUGUACAUAUGAAAGAUAUAUCCUAUACACUAAUGUACAUGUAUGAUUAUUUUGUGAACGUUCUCAUUGUGCCGUUCCCUCGGAGCUUACACAAAAGAAACGCCUAACUGAAUCAUGAGUGAUGAUAGUUUGAAGUUAUACGUGUUUCCAGGCCGAUUUGUGUAAUUCCUUUCAACACACGGUAUUAGAUCGAUUAAACGAAACACAAAAGUAAGUACUUACACUUGUUCCCAAUUUUCAACUACGUAGUGUAAUGCGUAGAAUUAUCCUACAUCGAGAAUCUCGUUACUAACAUCUCAAAGACUUUUUCGUCUCUUACAUUGAUUAAUUAGCGGUCUUAAACAUUUUACAAUUACAAACGCGUUCUUUUGACACGAAUUCUCUUCAAGCUGAUUGCGAGUAAUUACUAGCUGUAGAUUCUAAGCUGUCGAUGUUUCGAAUCUCAAUUGACUUCAUGUAACAUAGGUAUGUUUAGUUGGGAGUUCAGCUGCAUCGAAAAUUGUCACGUUAAUUGUGAAUCUUGUAUAUAUAAAGAACAAAUCCCUACGAAUGCAUAAAAGUAUUUAUACGAUGUUCAGUUGUGCUGUGAUUUACGUCCAUGUAUAUCUAGUUAUACAUAAGACAGGAUGAUUGAAAAUAAACUACAAUAUUUAAGAAAUACAA